This is a messenger RNA of Choloepus didactylus (southern two-toed sloth), 5613 nucleotides long. It is a transcript of the gene ZRANB1, whose product is annotated as zinc finger RANBP2-type containing 1. The transcript is spliced from 11 exons. Gene Ontology annotation, biological process: positive regulation of Wnt signaling pathway; protein K33-linked deubiquitination; protein deubiquitination involved in ubiquitin-dependent protein catabolic process. Lineage: Eukaryota; Metazoa; Chordata; Mammalia; Pilosa; Megalonychidae. The coding region runs from base 457 to 2661 and encodes 734 amino acids. Gene Ontology annotation, cellular component: nucleus; cytoplasm. Gene Ontology annotation, molecular function: cysteine-type deubiquitinase activity; K63-linked polyubiquitin modification-dependent protein binding. The record is from RefSeq and is a predicted model, not a curated record.
UGGCUCCGGGUGCCCUCAGUCGCCGCCAUUAGGAACCCGCAGCGCCCGAGGCCGUCCCCCUCCUCUCUCCCCCCUCCCCCCGGCGCCCCCCGCCUCCGCGCCUCCUCUCCGCCCCUCUGCCCCCGCCUCCGGCAGCCGGGAGCCGCGCGCGGGCCCGCGGAGACCAUGUCCUGACUGAGGGGUGAGGGCGGAGGCGGCGCGGAGGGAGGCGGAGAGGGGCCGGGCUCGGCCCGUCGCUGCGGGUUGUUUGGAGAGUCGCCGCCGCCGCCGCCGCCGCCGGGCGCCGAGCGUCGGACGGGGAGGAGGAGCCGCCGCUGCCGCCAGGAAUAGCUAUUCACAGUCAUACAGACCAUUUAUCACGUUUUGCAGUAUCACCUGAGGAAGUCAGAAUCGAGCCAGCAUGAAGACUGAGUCUUGUCUUUGGUCUGAUUUAUAAACCGUACUUUUAUACUAACCAUGUGCAAGGUGGAGGUUAUAGCAAGGAAACUAAAAUCUUACUUCCUGCCUGACAUAACUCACUUCAAGAAGUGCACAAUGUCAGAACGUGGAAUUAAGUGGGCUUGUGAAUAUUGUACGUAUGAAAAUUGGCCAUCUGCAAUCAAGUGUACUAUGUGUCGUGCCCAAAGACCUAGUGGAACAAUUAUUACAGAAGAUCCAUUUAAAAGCGGUUCAAGUGAUGUUGGUAGAGAUUGGGAUCCUUCCAGCACGGAAGGUGGCAGUAGUCCUUUGAUAUGUCCAGACUCUAGUGCAAGACCAAGGGUUAAGUCUUCAUACAGCGUGGAAAAUGCAAAUAAAUGGUCAUGCCACAUGUGCACAUAUUUGAACUGGCCAAGGGCAAUCAGAUGUACCCAGUGCUUAUCCCAGCGUAGGACCAGGAGUCCCACGGAAUCUCCUCAGUCCUCAGGAUCUGGCUCAAGACCAGUUGCUUUUUCUGUUGAUCCUUGUGAGGAAUACAAUGAUAGAAAUAAACUGAACACAAGGACCCAGCAUUGGACUUGUUCUAUUUGCACAUAUGAAAACUGGGCCAAGGCUAAAAAAUGUGUUGUUUGUGAUCAUCCCAGACCUAAUAACAUUGAAGCAAUUGAGUUGGCAGACACUGAAGAGGCUUCUUCAAUAAUAAAUGAGCAAGACAGAGCUCGAUGGAGGGGGAGUUGCAGUAGUGGUAACAGCCAGAGAAGAUCACCUCCUGCUACAAAACGGGAUUCUGAAAUGAAAAUGGAUUUUCAGAGAAUUGAAUUGGCUGGUGCUGUUGGCAGCAAGGAAGAACUCGAAGUAGACUUCAAAAAACUAAAACAAAUUAAAAACAGGAUGAAAAAGACAGAUUGGCUAUUUCUCAAUGCUUGUGUGGGGGUUGUAGAAGGUGAUUUAGCUGCUAUAGAAGCAUACAAGUCAUCAGGAGGAGAUAUUGCACGCCAGCUCACUGCAGAUGAAGUACGCUUGCUGAACCGUCCCUCUGCUUUUGAUGUUGGCUAUACACUUGUACACCUGGCUAUACGCUUUCAGAGGCAGGAUAUGUUAGCAGUAUUGCUUACAGAGGUGUCUCAACAAGCCGCAAAGUGUAUUCCAGCAAUGGUGUGUCCUGAACUGACAGAACAAAUUCGGCGAGAAAUAGCUGCCUCUCUUCAUCAGAGAAAGGGAGAUUUUGCUUGCUAUUUUCUAACUGACCUUGUGACAUUUACAUUGCCAGCAGAUAUUGAGGACUUGUCCUCAACAGUCCAAGAAAAGUUAUUUGAUGAGGUGCUUGAUAGAGAUGUUCAGAAAGAGUUAGAAGAAGAAUCUCCAAUUAUAAACUGGUCCUUGGAAUUGGCUACACGUUUGGACAGUAGACUUUAUGCACUUUGGAAUCGGACUGCAGGAGACUGCUUACUUGAUUCAGUACUACAAGCUACCUGGGGCAUUUAUGACAAGGACUCAGUGCUUCGGAAAGCCCUUCACGACAGCCUACAUGACUGUUCACAUUGGUUUUAUACACGCUGGAAAGAUUGGGAGUCAUGGUAUUCUCAGAGCUUUGGUUUACAUUUUUCCUUGAGAGAAGAACAGUGGCAAGAAGACUGGGCAUUUAUACUCUCUCUUGCUAGUCAGCCUGGAGCAAGUUUGGAACAGACACACAUUUUUGUACUUGCACAUAUUCUUAGACGACCAAUUAUAGUUUAUGGAGUAAAAUACUAUAAGAGUUUCCGGGGAGAAACUUUAGGAUAUACCCGGUUUCAAGGUGUUUAUUUACCUUUGUUGUGGGAACAGAGUUUUUGUUGGAAAAGUCCGAUUGCUCUGGGUUAUACAAGGGGCCACUUCUCUGCUUUGGUUGCCAUGGAAAAUGAUGGCUAUGGCAACCGAGGUGCUGGUGCUAACCUGAACACAGAUGAUGAUGUCACCAUCACAUUUUUGCCUCUGGUCGACAGUGAAAGGAAGUUACUUCAUGUGCACUUUCUUUCUGCUCAGGAGCUAGGUAAUGAGGAACAGCAAGAAAAACUGCUCAGGGAGUGGCUGGACUGCUGUGUGACUGAGGGGGGAGUUCUUGUUGCCAUGCAGAAAAGCUCUCGUCGGCGAAAUCACCCCUUGGUCACACAAAUGGUAGAAAAGUGGCUUGACCGCUACCGACAGAUCCGGCCUUGUACAUCCCUGUCUGAUGGAGAAGAAGAUGAAGAUGAAGAAGAUGAAUGAAACAAAUCCAAGAGCAGAAGACCAAGGCACUGAAUCUGUGAUGACCCUGAAGUUAUUUUAGUGUGGUGCUCCAAGCAGAGUGUUACGGAAUGGAAUGAACCAAAUGGGCAGGAUCUACUGGGAAGUGUUUUUCUGAUCCACACCCACUAUGGAUCAUGCACCUGCUGUGUGAGGAGACAGAGAACUUUGGUUGGACUGCAGUUUGUAAAAAAAACUAAUUUUAUUAAGACAACUUUUUUUCCUUUCAAAUUGUAAAUCUGUCUAUAAAUGUUAACGCAUGUGGUUGUUAAGAAAUUGUGUAAUAGGAAAAGUUGUACCAGCAUCUUCAUAUUAAGAAUUUUUUUUUUCCAGCAUGGGCACUUAUAAAAGCACAUGGUAGAUGACUGUUUCUUUGAGAUAACCUUUUUUUUCCCCAGUAGAACCUGGCAUUCUACUUCACCGUAAAAGAUCCAUUUUACAUUAAGUCUCACUAGAGCUCAUUAGACAGUUGAAAUUUUUUUGUACAAACUACCCACAGUAAAACAAAAAUAAACAAGCUUUUAUUUUAUUAAUAAUUUAGUUCCUAUUGUGCCCCCCAAAAUAAAAUCAAAUCUUUAAGGAACAAACUGCAAGAAAAGCUAAGAAUUUUUUAUUGAAUGAAUUCCAUGGAGACAUUGUUCCCUUGUUAAGUUUUCUGAUACACCCCUUUACAGUAUUUAGGUAUUUAUUUGUUUGGAAGAGUGACUUAAAUGCGGGCUCCUAUUCCAGAUUCUUGGCAAAGGUCUGUUCAUGAAUAAAGUUAUUCCCUGGAUGUAAGUUAGGGAAGCACUUGGGGAGUAGGCCCACUGGUAACUAAAUGAACUCUGUGAAAUUUGUUCACUUGGACUUGAUUAAAAUUGCCAUUGCAGAGGAACUUCAGAUUCUCACUAUCUUAUCAUCCACUCUGCUCUGGGCAUGCCUUUGCUUAGGCUAGUGGGAAUACCAUUUCAGUGCAGAAUGGAGAUUUUCGAAACUGCAGUAAGGUAGUUUAAAUACAUUGUAUAAUGAAUUUCUCAGUGUGUGGUCUGAGAAUUUUUGCAUGUUGGUUAAUUGUGGCUAUUCUUACUUUAAAACUAUAAUCUUAAGUAAACAAAUUUUUUUAUAAGAAGUAUUAUUUGAUCACUUCAGGUAUGCAUUCAGUACUGGUAAAAAUUUCAAACCUAUCUCAGGAACACAAAAAGACUUAGUGUCCUGACAAGCACUUUGUAGACUAUUGAUGUGGCAAGAGAUUUGGAAAAAAGCCCCAUAUAUAUGUGUGUGUGAGUAUAUACACAGCCCCCCCUCCUUUUGAUGAAAAGGCCGUGAAAAUCUUGAAAUAUUUGAUUCUUGUUCUUUCCUAAAUUCUGCCUGUGUGGUAUUCAAAUAUGCACAACCUCAAAUAUGAUGCCAGAAUACUGACAAUAGAAAAAUGCCCAUGAGCUAUUAGGUCUUCAGUACUUUCUGCCUUCUCUAAGUAGGUAGUAAAGGGUAUUCCCAGGAUGAAAGGACCAUUUUUGCUAUAUGCUAAAACUUGCAGAAAAAAUUUAUUUUUGCAGUAUGAUUCCGUAUAAAUGAACUUUCAUGUUAUAAUGGUAAAUUUUACUGUUCCGAGUGGUUACUGGGUUUUUUUUACGAAUUGACUCUAUACGGUUUGCUUUCAUUUUUGUCAAUGAUUAAUCACGUUUUUAGAAGGCUUUCAUUCUGACUACUUAGCACAGCAUCGAUAGUAACCUUUCUCCAUAUUUAGGAAUAAUUCUUUAGUGGCAGAGAUCCUGUUUUAGUUGCCUCUUAAGAAGCCAAAGAGAAAUGUUUGAGGGAAAAGCAUCUUGUCACUAUAGUCUGUCUACACUGCAGUUGAAGCUGUCCAGAAAAUUAUGGGCGCAGCAUUUCACCUCUGUGUCUUGUGGUCUGGUGAGUUUGCUUCCCUGAGUUGCCCCUUUAUUUAUUUAUUUAUGAUGGGUGACCCUGACCACGUCUAAUUUGACACGUUCAGCGUUCUUCCCUGUGGGAAAGAAUUUCCUAGGCCCCAGACGCCCGCCAACAGAGAUAGGGCUUAGUAUGGUCUUCACGGCAGAUGGGCUGUUUUGGGUAAAUCACUGUUAAGCUCUUGAACUGUUAAACAGCCAUAAUUACUGUCCCAAGAUAAGAGCUUGCAGUCCCUUCUCAAAGAUCUCUUGUGGCUGGAUGAGAGGGCACAAAUGUCUUGGUUGACUCUCGAGAUUAAUACCUCAGCUCUUUGGGCUUUAUGGACUUAAAACUAUAGGACAGAUUCCUUAACAAACAGUGUGGUGUUUGUUUUGUGUUCUGACCUGUUUUUCCUGGGAGUUUAUAUAUAAAAAUCAUUUCCAUUGGACUAUGAGGGAAACUGAGACCUAAUUAAACAAAACCCAGGUGCACCGUGGAUUUGGAGCUGCCUUUUUAUGUCCUGGGGUCAUUGUGUCCCAGCCUGUUUUAGCGAAGGUAACAUCAUUGCUGUUCAGAUGGUGGGGCAGAUGAUGAGGAUGAUGUUGAACUAUUCUGCCCCCCACCUCCCUGCUCCAGCUCUCUGUGAAGUUGUUAUGUAAAUUUUGGGGGGGGGCAGAAUUGGGAUGGGCCACCACCUCAAAAUGAGGAGACAGGGUCAGCCAGGUUAAUGCUUUAAAAUGCUGAUUGGAUUUUUUUUUUUUAAAGGGAGUAUAUGGUACGUGAAAUUCCUGGACUUAAGACACUUGUAGCCACCAUUAGUAUAAAGGAUUUAAUGCUAUUUAAAAAAAGGAAUAUCCACUAAAAAACAUCAACUUUUAAAGUUCUUAACCUAUGGAAAUGGCUGGUGUUAAUUAUUUUGGAACACUUCUUUGUAAACAUAUUGUUAGGUUACUGGCCAAAAAAGGUUUGAGAUUUAUCUCCUUCCUUCCUGCAUUGAUGCUUGAGCAGGUAAUUUUGCUUUUGGGCAAAUUAAAAUGAAACUUGACCAAC